UUAACAGGUAAUGACCCUGAUGAUGAAAUGUCACAUCCAGUGGAAAAGCCCAGGAAGUGAUGUCAAGGCAGCGGAAGCUGCUGAUUGGACAGGAGAUUCCUGGGCAGCAGCUAUAAAACCUGAUGAGAAGACACAGAAACAGAGAGAAGAGACGACACAGCAGGACACACACUCCUCAGAGAUCCAACUGCAGACCGAAGAUGCAGCUUUGUGGCUGUUUGCUUGUCUCCUGCGUGCUGUCCAUCACGCUGCUCCACUGCAGUGUCAGCAGCUUCAGAGUCCAGCCUGCUCAGCAUGUAGUCCAGUCCAUGUCGAGGUCUUUACAGGCAUUUCGGCCUCGUCCCGGAGCAGCGAAGGCAGGGGAGGAGCUAACGGCGAAGCUGCUCCGACUGGACGACCUGAGGAGGAUGGAGAAUGACGUCAUGGAGCCAAAGAGGAGGAGGAGUUUCCCUGGCAACAACGCCCCGCUGGACCGCCUGUCGGUCAGCUCCAUGGAAACCAAACAGGGAACAAACAAGAGCAAGCUAGUCGAGUUGCCACGGCGACGCGUCAAUCCACCUCCCAUCGACAGGAUUGGAAUGAGUCGUCUACCAAACAGUCGAGGAUAGACCACGCCCCCUCCACCUGACAGCCCAACUCUACUCGACACGCCCUCCUCUGGACAGAGGACUCACCACGGAUGCAUGAAACAGCCAAUCACCAGCCGCCUGUCACCUGCUGAGCCACGCCUGUCAAUCAUCCACUUUCACUUCACCUGGACACGCCCACACCCUGACCCCACACAGCCUUGAAUGUUUCAUGAUGGUGCUUUCAGGUGCUGCUUGGCAUAAUUUUCACCCGCCGGGACAGGAUCAUAGAUCAGAUCAGGUUUCACGUCCAGACCAGCAGACAGUCAGUCAGAUUGUAGUCACAUUCAGAACCUUUAAAAUCCUCCACUCAACUCAAAUGACUGAAACAAAAGACAAACAGUGAAACAGUGCGGCAGAAAGUCAGAGUUUGACUUCACAGGAUUCCCAGUCAGGGUCGAUAUGAACACAUUUCAGUCCUGAAUAAACAGCAGGUUUUGACUUUAAAUCUGUCACAUAUAAAAUGUUUUUCAGAAAAUGAAUGGAUUGUGUUCCACCCACUGAAUAAGAUAAGAUAAUAAGAUAAGCCUUUAUUAGUCCCAUAACUGGGAAAUAACAGAAUGAAUGGAGUCGGUAGCAUCAAAACAAGUCAAGCCAUGAAAGUCAGGUCAGAUUUCUAAAGUUUUUGACUUGUUUCUUGGCUCAGGCGGCUCCUGCUUUAAAUCAGAACUCAAACCACCAGCGAGGCGAGCCAGCAGCGGAGCUUUUCUCAGUUACUGCAAUGACUGAAAUGAAAAUGUCAGCAGAAUAAACAACAAACAGGAAGAAGCUCAGAGAUGUCAGUCGCCAUCUGUUUUGAUAAUCAAUUCAUUGUUUCAGUCAAUUUUCAAUUAGAAAUGUCAGAUAUUUGCUGGUUCUUGUCGAAUGUCAGGAUUUGCUGCUUUUCUUUGACAGUUCUGACAGUAAACGAAGAGUCUUUGGGUUUUGGAUUGUAGGCAGGACAAAAGAAGAAAUCUUUGGGUCUGAGAAACACGGAUGGAGUAUUUUUCUCAUUUGUUUUCAGUGAUUGAUUGUGAAAACCAAAGUCACAUUAAUCGAUUAUGAAACUAACGCAGCCAUGUUAGUGACCGAUUAUGUUAGCAGUUUUCUCACGACCAAACCUCCAAUCAUCACGUCGUCAGCCUUUAGCGGCACAUAAUCCACAGAGAGAUCUUUAAACUCACAUUUAACUUCCUGACAGACGCUGAACCGGAUCAGUCUGGGUUCAGCAGUUCCUCUACAGGUCUCAUCUCAAAAAGCUGAGUUUAGAUGAACAUUUUUUUUCUUUCAGUGCAAUCCACGUCUGCCUGCAGGCACAGACAUCCUGAAAGCUGACUUUCGGCAUCACCUGAACGCACCAUCACUCCCCUCCUGUGACUGGAGGCCUCUGACGCCUCGACACUUAAAACUGAUCAUGUGACACGACUUUCUGAAGCAGGUCUGUUCAUGGUAGGACGGCAUGGCGAGGCGUUUCCACUGCACCAGGACACGGGGGACACGGGAGACAGGGGGGACAUGUCUGUAUGCAGGAGGACAGCAUUGGUACAUUUACAACGUAAAUACAUGAGAACCGUGACCACCAUCAGCUCAGCGUUGAGGUCAGUGUGAAGGAACUUCAACUCCCAGUCGUUUGAGUCUGUUUCAAAGGAAGUGCGUCUCGAGGGGAAAGAAGCUUCUUCACGUCCUUUCAGAGAAGCAGAUGUUUUAAUUUAAUGGCUUCAUUAAACUGCUGAGUCAGCAUGUUGAACACAAAUCUGGAGUGAGGCUGCAGUUAGCCUAGCUUAGCAUAAAGAGUGGACACAGGGGGAGACCGCUAGUGUGGCGCAGAUCAACACGCUGCAUCUCUGCCCUCCAGUCUUUGUGCUAAGCUAAGCUAACUGCAGCAGAGACGAGCCUGAAACAUCUCACUCUCCGACAGGAAGCCUAAUUUGCUGAACUAUUCCUGGAUAGAUUCUUUUGACAUCGCAGUACAGAUGCAUGUGCAUCAACUCAACAGGUUUUCCUGUUAGAAAGGUUUCAUUGGAUAUUAAUGGAAAGGGAGCAAAAACCAAAAACAUCAGAAUGCUCCUUUAAUAAGAGCAUCAGACUCCAGUUGUCCACCACAGCUUGUGUUGCCUCUCAAAAAUAAACGACUUCCUGUCAGCAGCCUUUAAAACCAGCCGCUAUCAGCUGGUUUGAGUGCUGCACCAGCAGUUUCACUGCACGACGUGAACCUUAACUGAUUUACAGUCGGACCGAGUCCAGAACGACCUGCCGGUGCAGAGGAGGCGCUUCCUCGCCACGGUCUGAGGUGGCCUCGUUCCUGUCCACGUCCAGUCCUGCUCCACUGCUUCUGUUUUUAAACGCUUCUUACUGCCUCACGUUUAACUGCACAAUAAAGAGUAAAAGAUCGCAAAAGUCGUUUUGUCAUCACACAGGAGUUCAG
This is a messenger RNA of Scatophagus argus, 3030 nucleotides long. RefSeq names its product osteocrin (gene ostn). Gene Ontology annotation, molecular function: signaling receptor binding. The transcript is spliced from 5 exons. Bases 123 to 608 code for a protein of 161 amino acids. NCBI's taxonomy places the organism in Eukaryota, Metazoa, Chordata, Actinopteri, Scatophagidae. Gene Ontology annotation, biological process: hormone-mediated signaling pathway. The record is from RefSeq and is a predicted model, not a curated record.